This is a messenger RNA of Columba livia (rock pigeon), 3061 nucleotides long. It is a transcript of the gene STX16, whose product is annotated as syntaxin 16. The record is from RefSeq and is a predicted model, not a curated record. Gene Ontology annotation, molecular function: SNAP receptor activity; SNARE binding. Gene Ontology annotation, cellular component: endomembrane system; SNARE complex; membrane. The coding region runs from base 236 to 1216 and encodes 326 amino acids. The transcript has 9 exons. NCBI's taxonomy places the organism in Eukaryota, Metazoa, Chordata, Aves, Columbiformes, Columbidae. Gene Ontology annotation, biological process: vesicle-mediated transport; intracellular protein transport; vesicle fusion.
GAUGCACAACGCGGAAGUGAGCGGGGCCGCGGCCGGCGCUGCGCUGGGAUCCGGGGGGUAUGGACGGGGCCGGCGGGCGGGGGGACCCGGCGCUGGCGGCCUCCGCCCGGGCCCUCUGAGCGCCCACCGGAGCGGCCGCCGCCUCUGCCCGCGGGCGCCGGGCUGAGCUUGGGCCGAGGGCCCGGCAGCGAGGCGCGGAGCGGCCCCGGGGCGAGGGGCCCCGGGGCGAUAGGCCAUGGCCACCCGGCGUCUAACGGACGCGUUCUUGUUGUUGCGGAACAACGCGGUACAGAGCCGGCAGCUGCUGGCCGAGCAAGUGAGUAGUUACGGCUCCUCCAGCCCUCUGAGUUCACGUAGCAUGGCUGCUGCGGAGCUGGAUGAGCUUGCAGAUGAUCGUAUGGCACUGGUGUCGGGAAUAAGUUUAGAUCCCGAAGCAGCAAUUGGAGUAACAAAACGCUUACCUCCCAAAUGGGUUGAUGGAGCAGACGAGAUUCAGUAUGAUAUUGCCAGGGUUAAACAGAAGAUGAAAGAAUUGGCCAGUCUUCAUGAUAAACAUCUAAACAGACCAACGCUGGAUGACAGCAGUGAAGAAGAACGGGCAAUAGAAAUAACAACCCAAGAGAUCACACAGUUAUUUCACAGAUGUCAGAGAGCAGUCCAGGUCUUGCAGAGCAGGUCACGUAGUUGUACAGAACAAGAAGCUCGUGUUCUCAGGAAUGUAGUGUCUUCCUUAGCACAGUCCCUUCAGGAUCUAUCCACCAACUUUAGGCACGCACAGUCUGACUAUCUCAAACGCAUGAAAAACAGAGAAGAAAGAUCCAAACACUUCUUUGACACCUCAGUCCCACUGAUGGAUGAUGGGGAGGAUGAUACACUUUAUGACAGAGGUUUUACAGAUGACCAGCUGGCAUUGGUGGAGCAAAACACUUUAAUGGUGGAAGAGCGGGAACGGGAAAUCCGUCAGAUUGUACAGUCAAUCUCCGACCUCAAUGAAAUAUUUAGAGACUUAGGAGCGAUGAUAGUAGAACAGGGAACAGUUCUAGAUAGAAUUGACUACAAUGUCGAACAGUCGUGUAUGAAAACUGAAGAGGGUCUAAAACAGCUACAUAAGGCAGAGCAAUAUCAAAAGAAGAAUCGGAAGAUGCUUGUUAUUUUAAUUUUGUUUGUUGUAGUAAUUGUCCUUAUUGUUGUUCUUAUCGGUGUAAAGUCACACUAGGUUUCACUUCAUUUUCUGAUUUUUGGAGUUGAUGUGAACUUUUUCCCCCGUGUGAAUGGAUGGACCUGCACUCCGGAAAACUGCAUUGAAUGUAUCAGCCCUUGUGGUGCCAAGUCUGUGCAAUGUUUCUGUAGAAUUCUUCAAAGUACAAGUUUGGUGAGCUGUGAGGUGUUUGUAAAGAUUACGUGGGAAAUGUCAGGGAAUUUGCCCCCGCACAGAUAAUUUGGCGCUCCGCUCUAUGCAGAGGUAUUUGGAAGCGCAAUACUUAAAAAUAAUCACCAAAUUGAAGUUUACCACUGAGCACAGUAAUUAGUGUUACUGUGAACAAAAAUGUGCUGUCUUCUGUAUUCUUGUGUUACAGUUGUUACAGGCUUCAAAUUUAAAUCAUGUUACUGAGUCAUGGGACUAGAUAACAGAAAUUCAUCAUGAUGCAAAAUAGGAGGCACAAAAAUGUUUGACUUCACCUCCUUUCUUCCAGACUCAAAAAUCCCAAAGAACAGGAUAGAGAGCUAAAAACGAAAGCUUUUUGCAGCCAGAACGUAAUCCAACCCCUGUGAUCUUAAUUUAGAUACUGCACCAUUACUAAGAGUCAGAGUAGUACUUCAUCUUGUAAAUAACAAGAUUUAAUCACUGGCCUAAUUUAACACAUUUAGUUAAUUAAAGAAUGUUCUGAGCGUGAGUAAUCAUGUUUCGUCUCACCAGAAUGAUCACAUUUUUCUUCAUGCACCAUUUUCUUAGUUAAAGUCCAAACAUUACAGUAAAGCAGUAGUGAAGUUAAACUUGAACCAGGGAUUCUCCUUUUGGCUUUCUGCUCUGGCUGACCUACUAUAGUGGGUCUUGGGUGUUUCAUACUUCAGUUGUUGUAUAAGCUGUUUAUUUUUGUAUAAGAAGUGACUUCACUAGAGUAUCUAUUACAUCCAUUUUCCCUGACAGAAGAUUUCAUUUUUCCCCCAAAUGCCUGCCUGGCAGAGAACGUGUUUAUGCCGUUUAGGAUGUUUGUGCUGUCUAACUGACUAUGAGACAUGUCAUGCAAAUGACAUGUUACCAGGCCUGCAGUAGAGAAUCUGGGGCUGUUUUCACUGUUUUCCUCAGUGGAAAACUUUGCUGUAGGCUAUAGAAGAGACAUCUAACACAACACUCAGUUUAACUCAGGCCUGAAGUGCUGUGCAAUUGUAGAGGCCUUGCUUUAAUAUUUUAAUAUGGCUUUUCUGUAUGGAUUUUUUUUUUUUCCCCAAAGGACGGUAAUUUAUUUCCUUCAUUUUCUGACUGAUACAGCGUUUCCCAGGAACUUGCUCAAAGCCCCUAAAGUGCAGCUUCAUAAUAUUAUGAUAUUAAUGUUGCAUAUGUUGCCUGCCCUGAGUUUCUCUUUACGAUGUACUAAGGAUGAGUUAAGAUGUGGCUUUAAACUGACUUGGCGCAGGAACAGACCUGAAAGCUCAGACUAGGAAGGUGUGAAAGCCUUGGCUCUUUGUGGCUCGUUGUGAAAAGCUUUGUACCACUCCUGUGGCCUCCAGACAGAGGGGAUGGGGAACUUCCAAACCUGCUGGUCCAAACCCUUGAUUAAACUCAUAAUGGAAAUUGGAAUAAAGAAUGAUGUUUGUAGGUGGGUGUGCAGCUCCCCUGUUCUGGUAAUAGAUCUUUUCAAUGAUCGUGAGUAUAACUACUGUCUCCCUAGUGUGCUGUCUGCAUCGGUCGGUGUGAAGCAGCAUAUUGCUAUAAUUUAAUAUACUGUAUUUGCGACUUUCUCUCUAACAUGAGAUGGUGUUAUUUAUUUCUGUCUUGGUGCUUUUGACAUUUUAUCAUGGCUAAUGAAUUCAAAGAAGUAAUAAAACACUUCCAACCUAA